AUGCGAAGAUUCAUUCCUUCUCAACUUGGCAAUCUCUCACAGUUGAGACACCUUGAUCUUAGCUACAAUGAACUCAUUGGAGAAAUUCCUUUCCAACUCGGAAAUCUUUCAUUGUUGCAGUCUCUUUCACUUUAUGGUAACUUGUUAAGAGGUACCAUUCCUGAUGAUUUUGGCAACGUAAUGCAAUCACUUGUGCAUCUCUAUCUCUCAGAGAACAGUCUAGAAGGCAAGAUCCCAAAAUCCAUUGGAAACAUAUGCACCUUGCAGUCAUUUGAAGCUCGUGAUAACCGCUUGAGUGGAGGGAUUUCAGAUUUUAUCAUCCAUAAUAACUAUUCACGAUGCAUUGGAAAUGCUUCCUCGUUACAAGACCUAUACUUAUCGAAUAAUCAGUUUUCUGGCACGAUACCUGACUUGUCAAUCCUCUCAUCUUUGACAUGGUUGAUUCUAGAUGACAAUAAUUUAAUUGGAGAAAUACCCACGAGCAUUGGAUCACUUACCGAGUUAGAAAUUUUGAAUCUGGGCGGAAACUCUUUUGAAGGCAUUGUCUCUGAAUCCCAUUUCACUAACCUCUCCAAAUUGGAAGAACUAGAUUUGUCUCAGAACUUACCAACUGUGAAAGUUAGUGCAAAUUGGGUUCCUCCUUUUCAAUUACAAUAUUUGUUUCUAGCAUCUUGCAAUCUCAAUUCAACAUUUCCUAAUUGGAUCCUCACCCAAAAACUCUUAUUGGUGCUCGACAUUUCAAAAAACAAUAUCACUGGAAAGGUCUCCGAUUUGAAACUCGAGUAUACCUACUAUCCUAAUAUUGACUUAAGUUCAAAUCAACUUGAAGGUUCCAUUCCUUCUCUUUUAUUGCAAGCAGUAGCAUUGCAUCUCUCCAAUAAUAAAUUUUCAGAUUUAGUGUCCUUUCUAUGCAGCAAUAUUAAACCUAACUCUCUAGGCCUUUUGGAUAUAUCAAACAAUCAAUUAAAGGGUGAGCUGCCUGAUUGUUGGAAUAAUUUAACCUCGCUAUACUAUGUUGACCUCAGUAAUAACAAGUUGUCGGGAAAGAUCCCAUUGUCGAUGGGUGCCCUUGUUAACAUGCAAGAUUUGGUUCUAAGAAAUAAUAGUUUGAGUGGACAACUUCCUUCUUCAUUGAAGAAUUGCUCAGACAAGUUGGCUAUCUUGGACCUUGGAGAAAAUACGUUUCAUGGUCCGUUACCUUCAUGGAUUGGAGGCAGUUUACAACAACUAGUAAUCUUAAGCCUUUGA
Messenger RNA from Medicago truncatula (barrel medic), 1248 nucleotides. Its product is annotated as receptor-like protein EIX1. Bases 1 to 1248 code for a protein of 415 amino acids. The record is from RefSeq and is a predicted model, not a curated record. The transcript has a single exon. Gene Ontology annotation, molecular function: protein binding. Lineage: Eukaryota; Viridiplantae; Streptophyta; Magnoliopsida; Fabales; Fabaceae.